CAUUUAACCGCUUGAUCUCAUUCGUGUUAAUAUAAAAUAUUGUAUUUCAUUGACAGAUUGAAGGAAGUGCAGCAAAAUACCAAAUAUGAGGAUAUUCCUAGCGUGUACGUUGAUGGCGGUGACAGCAUUAGCCGAACCUCCUGUGGACAACAGAUACCUCCCACCUCAGCAGGACUUAAAUGGUGGCUUUUCACCCCCGUCGCAAAGCUAUGGAGCUCCUAGUGGCGUCCCUAGGCAAACAGAUGCCGUAUUUGGACAACGCACAUCAUCAACUCCCAACUCCCGUUCCUCUCGACCUUCUAACCAAUAUGGACCUGCACAAGGCAGACAGCCGUCCAGCCAAUACUUACCACCUCAGGGCAGGGCUCAACAACCCUCUAACCAGUAUGGCCCUCCUCAAAGCAGAGCUCAACAACCAUCAAAUCAAUAUGGCCCUCCUCAAGGCAGAGCUCAGCAACCGUCAAAUCAAUAUGGUCCUCCAUCAAGCAGGGCUCAGCAACCUUCGAACCAAUACGGCCCUCCACAAGCUAGAGGCCCCUCUAACCAAUACGCACCGCAAUCCAGAGCUCAGCAACCAUCUAGCCAAUACGGUCCUCCUCAAUCCAGGGCCCAAGCACCUUCUAAUCAAUACGGCCCUCCUCAAUCUCGAUCUCAGCAGCCUUCCAAUCAAUAUGGACCUCCCAACCAAGACAACAACCAAUUCCGCUCUCAACCUUCAAGCCAAUACGGUGCUCCUGCAUUCGGCCAAGCCAGACAGUCUAACCAAUACUCUGGUCAGGGCAGGUCUCCUUCGAACCAGUAUUUGCCUCCUAACCAGAGUGCUAGGCAACCGUCUACUGAAUAUGGGGCACCUGGAUUUGGAACUCCUUCUCAGGAGUAUGGAGCGCCUAAUGGAGGUCAGCAGUUCAACCAGGGUGGCAACUUCGGAGACGCUCAGAGCAGGCAGUACUCUUCUCCCGAUGCGAGAGGAUAUGGUGGGGAUGACGAUGGCAGCAAUGGCGAGCCUGCAAACUACAGCUUCGAAUACAUGGUGAAAGACGACGAGUCUGGCAACGAUUUUGGCCACCGCGAGUCGAGGAUGGGUGACCGUGCUGAGGGACUCUACUACGUGUUACUUCCUGAUGGCAGGAAACAGACCGUUGAAUACGAAGCAGACCAGGACGGUUAUAAGCCAAGAAUCUCCUACGAAGACACCGGCGCCGGCGCAGGCGCUGGCGCCGCUGGCUAUGACUCCAACGCGCAAGCUUUCGGACAAGAUGGCGGCGGAUAUUAAGCUCAACUGAGAUAGAUAUAUCUGCAAUUCUUCUAUUCAUCUCGCUUUUGUUGUGUAUAAGAGAAUGUGAUGGGUAGGUGACAUUGUAAAUGAAAGUCCAAAGUAAAACACUGUUUUUAUUAAGCAUUUAUGUUUGAUGCUGAGUAAAAGCUGAGAAGGAAAUGUUGACACGUUACGUGUCCUCAGUUGUACAUAAUAAUUUUCAGUCAGUUUUGUUAUUACCAUAUGUAAAUGUACUUAUAGUAACAAGACUGACUUGGGGACACAAACUUUGCUUGACUCGGUUUCCAAAAAUAAUUCUCAACUCGAUCAAAAAUUAAUGCCAUAAUAAAUCUAACAGCGUUUUUAGUAGCACUUUCUGUUCAAGUAAAAAAUGGGAUGGUUUUGUGGCUAAUAUGAAUUGAAUCUUAAAAGAUAAAGGAUAUUUAGAUUCGCAGAUUAUUUCAAAUAAACUUUUUUUUUUUAAUUUUUAGGAAUGAUUAUACAGACAGUUUGGGGGGUUUAUGCGUUGGCUACCAUGAAAAGAGAUGUUAAGGAUGUGUGAAUAGUUCAUGAAUAACAUUUUUCUGUUAAACAUUUUCGAAAGUUGUACCGUACCGUUUUUUACCAGAACAGGUAGUUUAGCCACUAAAGUUAUUAUUUAAUAAUUUUAUUUGAAUGAAUAUCGACGACCUAAGCUAUGUCAAGGGAUAACGAGCCAUAUUACGAGACUAUUAAAGUACAAAAUGCUUUAGCGUAGUAAAAUAUUGUAAGUGAUGUGAUAAUACACAAGGAAUCAGCGCCAGUCAUAUGUUAUCAAGCUUUAGUUUUUAUAAAUAAUAUGUAUAGCUUUUACUUAAACUUGUUCUUUUUCUAACAAAAUAAUUGUCCAUAUAACUUAUAUAGUGUCAUACGUAUAAUUUUGUUCUAUAACGUGUGUAGAUUGCGGUAAAGGAAUUACCUAAAUGAUUUGAGAGAACGGGAUACCAACAACACGUUAUCUACCUCUCGUUUUAAUCUUAUGUACCUACC
Molecule: messenger RNA, 2284 nt
Organism: Cydia strobilella
Lineage: Eukaryota; Metazoa; Arthropoda; Insecta; Lepidoptera; Tortricidae
Product: pro-resilin-like
Exons: 7
Coding region: 86-1273 (395 amino acids)
Cellular component (GO): extracellular matrix
Source: RefSeq, a predicted model, not a curated record